Molecule: messenger RNA, 1144 nt
Organism: Talpa occidentalis (Iberian mole)
Lineage: Eukaryota; Metazoa; Chordata; Mammalia; Eulipotyphla; Talpidae
Gene: SULT2B1
Product: sulfotransferase family 2B member 1
Exons: 7
Coding region: 120-1124 (334 amino acids)
Biological process (GO): sulfation
Cellular component (GO): cytoplasm
Molecular function (GO): sulfotransferase activity
Source: RefSeq, a predicted model, not a curated record
CUUGGGCGCAGAGGUAGGCACUUGGCGGGCUCCCCAGGUGGCAGACGCUGCUGCUGCUCAGACCUGGCACAUAUCUGGCUCCCUGCGCGUCCUCCCCUCCCCACCCUCGCCCGCCUGCCAUGGAGAAGCUUCUCCAAAAUCUGUUGGACGACAAAGAGAAAGACGAGGAAAUAAGAAACAUGUUGCCGAAGGAUUACUUCAGCUACAAGGGCAUCCUCUUCCCCUCGGGCCUCUACACCCCCGAAAGCAUCAGCUUCGCAGAGAACACUGCCAGUGUCCGGGAUGACGACAUUUUCAUCAUUACCUACCCCAAGUCAGGCACCAACUGGAUGAUUGAGAUCCUCAGCUUAAUCCUAAAGAAUGGAGAUCCCUCCUGGAUCCAGUCUGAGCCCAUCUGGAAUCGGGCACCCUGGUGUGAGGUCCUGCUGAGUGCCUUCAAAAUCCUGGACUCCUCUGGUCCCCGCCUCAUGAGUUCCCACCUCCCCAUCCAGCUCUUCACCAAGUCUUUCUUCAAAUCCAAGGCUAAGGUGAUCUACGUGGCCCGGGACCCCCGGGAUGUGUUGGUCUCAUUUUAUCAUUAUUCCAAGAUCUCUGGGCAUUUGAAGGACCCUGGCACGCCUGACCAGUUCCUGCAGCGCUUCCUCAAAGGCAAAGUGCCAUUCGGUUCCUGGUUCGACCACAUUAAGGGCUGGAUUCAGAUGCAGGGCAAAGAGAACUUUCUGUUCAUCACUUACGAGGAGCUUAAGCAGGAUCUCCCCGGCUGCUUGAAGCGCAUCUGCCAGUUCCUGGACCGGCCGCUGGAUGAGGAGGCCCUGGGCUCUGUCAUAGCCCAUUCGACCUUCGAGGCCAUGAAGGCCAACAAGAUGUCCAACUACACACUGCUGCCCACGAGCCUGCUGGACCACAGCCAGGGAAAGUUCCUCCGGAAAGGGGUCUGUGGUGACUGGAAGAACCACUUCACGGUGGCGCAGAGCGAAGCCUUCGACCGAGUCUACCGCGAGCAGAUGCGGGGGCUGCCGCCCUUCCCCUGGGACGAGGCCUCUGAGGACACCAGCCCGGAACCCGAGGCCAGCCCCAGCCCCAGCCCCAGCCCAGGACAGGCCUUAGAGUCCCCCCAGCCGUGACCCUGAUAAUAAACGCUUCU